AGCCUGAAGCCCUCAACAGCGAAUUCGCUCUCUGCCUCUGUCGCUCUCACACUCUCCCCAGUCUCCCUCCGACGCCCCUGCGGCCGGGCCGAUCUCUUUCUUCAUCUCAAAUUCUCAGAAACAUGGCUUGGAGGCAGAUACUACACCACACCAGAGCCACUUUGACACCGGCACAUUCGACAACUGGGCUCGCCAGGUUCUCCACCAAAUCAACCCCUUACUUGGAGAAAGUUGGGAUAUCUGAAUUUUUAAAUGGAAUAGGCAAAGGGGUGGAAGCUCAUGUGACCAAAGUGGAAUCUGAGAUCGGUGACUUUCAGAAGCUGCUCGUCACUCGUACUCUAAGACUGAAGAAACUUGGCAUCCCUGUCAAACAAAGGAAGCUGAUCUUGAAAUAUACCCACAAGUAUAGGCUGGGACUCUGGAGGCCUCUAGCUCAGCCAAUAAAAUCCUAGUUAGUAUAGAACUAGCAUGUCCUUUACACAGAAGUUGUCUGCUGCGAAAUCACUGGUGCUAAAUGUACGAAACCUGGAAAGAGGAGCAUCUUUCUUCAGAUUUUAGUAUUCCUUCACUUUUUUUUCCAAAAUUUCAUGGACAAAGUUUGGCUAUUUAGUAAAAGGGUACUGUGGUCAACUGCAUUUAGUUGAGCGAUCUACUUUGUAACUUCAUGGGAGUACCCUCAGUUGCAUGUGGUGUAGAUGUUCAAUCUUCUAGCAAUAUGUUUUAAUGUUAGCCUGCAAAAUAUGAUGGCAUUGAAGUCUCAAUUAUUGGCUUGCCUGACUCAUUAUCUGUGAUAGUAAAUUUCAUAAUAUCAAAUCUCAACCUUCUCUUAUACUUAAGCUAUUCAGAAAUUGUGUGGUGUUG
Molecule: messenger RNA, 861 nt
Organism: Argentina anserina (silverweed cinquefoil)
Lineage: Eukaryota; Viridiplantae; Streptophyta; Magnoliopsida; Rosales; Rosaceae
Exons: 5
Coding region: 123-452 (109 amino acids)
Source: RefSeq, a predicted model, not a curated record